CUCAGCAUAUUCUAUACUAUGAGUCUUGAACCACUUAGCGAAAGAGAACUUGUUAAAAAAUACCUCAAACAAUCAGAAUUAUUAAAAUCCUUAGGAAUAAAUAUUCUAAAAAGUUAUCCAAAUUCUCUUGCAAAUGAUAUUACAAUACCAAAGCUAGAGAAUUGUCAUGAAUAUAAUGAAGAAAAUUUUUUAAAUCCACCCAAAACAUUUACUAUGUUA
Racocetra persica is the source of this 219-nucleotide messenger RNA. The record is from the annotation of a GenBank genome assembly. NCBI's taxonomy places the organism in Eukaryota, Fungi, Glomeromycota, Glomeromycetes, Diversisporales, Gigasporaceae.